Messenger RNA from Sceloporus undulatus (fence lizard), 4321 nucleotides. RefSeq names its product synaptic Ras GTPase activating protein 1 (gene SYNGAP1). Gene Ontology annotation, biological process: negative regulation of Ras protein signal transduction; regulation of GTPase activity. The record is from RefSeq and is a predicted model, not a curated record. NCBI's taxonomy places the organism in Eukaryota, Metazoa, Chordata, Lepidosauria, Squamata, Phrynosomatidae.
CUCUGCCCCCCAGAUGUGCGAGGAGCCCCCCUCCACCGCGCCCAGUACAUGCACUCCCCUUAUGACCGGCCCUGGAACCCCCGGUUCUGCAUCAUCUCCGGCAACCAGCUGCUGAUGCUGGAUGAGGAAGAGAUCCACCCGCUGCUCCUCCGCGAACGCCAGAGGGACCCCACCCGGAGCAAGCUCCUGCGCCGCACCGUCAGCGUUCCUGUGGAGGGGCGCCCCCACCCCGAGCACGAGCACCACGCCGGCCGUUCCCGGCGGAAGAGUGUUCCUGGAGGAAAGCAGUACCGAUCACCUGGACGCCCCCCUGCGCCACCCUUCCGGGCCUCGCAACAGGGAUUUCUCAGCCGCCGCCUGAAGAGCUCCAUCAAGCGCACCAAGAGCCAGCCCAAACUGGACCGCACCAGCAGCUUCCGCCAGAUGUUGCCCCGGUUCCGGAGUGCUGACCAUGACAGGACCCGCCUGAUGCAGAGCUUCAAGGAGUCCCACUCGCACGAGUCCCUGCUCAGCCCCAGCAGCGCCGCAGAGGCCCUAGAGCUCAACCUGGAUGAGGACUCCCUCAUCAAACCCGUCCACAGUAGCAUCCUCGGCCAAGAGUUCUGCUUCGAGGUGACUACGUCUUCUGGCACCAAGUGCUUUGCCUGCCGUUCCGCCGCCGAGCGUGACAAAUGGAUUGAGAACUUGCAGCGGGCGGUCAAGCCCAACAAGGACAACAGUCGGCGCGUGGACAAUGUGCUGAAGCUGUGGAUUAUUGAGGCGCGGGACCUGCCCCCCAAGAAGCGCUACUACUGCGAGCUCUGCCUAGACGACAUGCUGUAUGCGCGGACCACCAGCAAAGUGCGGACAGACAACGUCUUUUGGGGGGAGCACUUUGAGUUCAACAACCUGCCAGCGGUGCGGACCAUCCGGCUGCACCUCUACAAGGACACGGACAAGAAGCGGAAGAAAGACCGGAGCAACUACGUGGGCAUGGUCAGCAUCCCCAUCGCCAGCGUGACCGGCCGCCACUUUGCGGAGCAGUGGUACCCUCUCAGCCAGCCAAGUGCCAGCAAGAGCAAGUCCGGCUGCCCGGCCGUCCGGGUCAAGAGCCGCUUCCAGACCAUGAGCAUCCUCCCCAUGGAGCUCUACAAGGAGUUUGCCGAGUAUGUCACCAACAACUACCGCAUGCUCUGCGCUGUUCUGGAGCCCGUGCUGAGUGUCAAGAGCAAGGAGGAGGUGGCCUGUGCCCUCGUCCACAUCCUCCAGAGCACCGGCAAGGCCAAGGACUUCCUCUCGGACAUGGCCAUGACGGAAGUGGACCGCUUCAUGGACCGGGAGCACCUGAUCUUCCGGGAGAACACACUGGCCACCAAAGCCAUAGAAGAGUAUCUCAAGUUGAUCGGACAAAAAUACCUCAAGGAUGCCAUUGGCGAAUUCAUCCGCGCUCUGUACGAGUCGGAGGAGAACUGCGAGGUGGACCCCAUGAAGUGCUCAACCUCCACCCUGGCUGACCACCAGGCCAACCUCCGGAUGUGCUGUGAACUGGCCCUCUGCAAGGUGGUCAAUUCCCACUGCGUCUUUCCACGAGAGCUGAAGGAGGUCUUUGCGUCCUGGCGGCUGCGCUGCGCUGAGCGUGGCCGGGAGGACAUUGCUGACCGCCUGAUCAGCGCCUCCCUCUUCCUGCGCUUCCUCUGCCCGGCCGUCAUGUCCCCCAGCCUCUUCGGCCUCAUGCAGGAAUACCCGGACGAGCAGACGUCGCGCACCCUCACCCUCAUUGCUAAGGUCAUCCAGAACCUCGCCAACUUCUCCAAGUUUGGGAGCAAGGAGGAGUACAUGGCCUUCAUGAACGAGUUCCUGGAGCUGGAGUGGGCCAGCAUGCAGCAGUUCCUCUAUGAGAUCUCCAACCUGGACACGCUCACCAACAGCAGCAACUUCGAGGGCUACAUCGACCUCGGGCGGGAGCUCUCCACCCUACAUGCCCUCCUCUGGGAAGUCAUGCCCCAGCUCAGCAAGGAGGCCCUGAUGAAACUCGGCCCGCUGCCCCGGCUCCUCAAUGACAUCAGCCUCGCUCUCAGGAACCCCCACAUCCAGCGCCAGCCCAGCCACCAGGGAGACCGGCUCCAGCCCAAGCCCCUCGUCCUCCGGGGACCCUCUGCGGAGGUCCAGUCCUCCUACAUGAUGCGCGACCUCAACAGCUCUGUCGAUAUGCAGCCCUACAUGAUGCGGGGCAUCAACAGCUCCGUAGACAUGACCAGGCUGUCCUCCCCCACAAAGGAGAAGGGCUCUAAGGACAUGUUCUUCGUGGCCCGGCCCCCACUGGCCCGCUCCUCCCCGGCCUACUGCACCAGCAGCUCGGACAUCACGGAGCCUGACCAGAAGGUGCUGAGUGUCAACAAGAGCGUCUCCAUGCUGGACCUGCAGGACAGCCGCAUGAACAGCAUCUCCAACCUCCACAGUGUGGGCGACCUCCUCAACAGUAGCCAGGCCUCCAUCACGGCUGGCCUGGGGCUCCGGCCCAGCCGCCUCUCCCAGGGCAGCGGCUCCAGCAUCGCCGCUGGCCUCCGCCUCAGCCAGAUGGGCAUGACCGCUGACGGCCUGGGCGGGGGCGGCGGGGGUACCUCUUCCGCCCAGCAGCUGAGGAUCCCCCUCUCCUUCCAGAACCCCCUCUUCCACAUGGCCUCUGACGGUCCAGCGGCCGGGGGCCACGGCGGGCCCCUCCAUCCGCACCAGCACCGGCCGGCAGAGGGCAACCCGGACGCCGCCACAGCCGCCUUUGCCCCCUUCCAUGGCUACAGCAAGAGCGAGGACCUCUCCGCCGCCUCUGCCACCAGCAAGCACAUCAUCCACAGCCACAGUUACAGCGACGAGUUCACCCGGCAGGGCUCCGAGUUCACCAAGCGGCAGCUCUCCCUCCAGGAGAACCUGCAGAACAUGCUCUCACCCCCGCAGAUCACCAUUGGGCCCCAGCCCCAGCGCGCCCCCCCCCCCGCCCCCCCCCCCCCGCAGCAGCCCCCACCCCUGCAGCCCCCCCUUCAGCGGGGGAAGUCCCAGCAGCUCACCGUCUCAGCCGCCCAGAAGCCCCGGCCCUCCAGUGGCAACCUCCUCCAGCCGGACGCCCCCUACGGACCGGCGCGCGGGCGGCAGCAGUCACUGGCCAAGGAGACCCCCUCCGCCCUCAAGCCAUCCCUCACCAAGCAGACAUCACACACGCCUUCCACGCUGAACCCGGCCCUGCCGGCCUCGGAGCGGACAGUCGCCUGGGUCUCCAACAUGCCCCACCUCUCGGCCGACAUCGAGAGCUCCCACAUUGAGCGGGAGGAGUACAAGCUGAAGGAGUACUCCAAGUCCAUGGACGAGAGUCGGCUGGACCGGGUGAAGGAGUACGAGGAGGAGAUCCACUCGCUGAAGGAGCGCCUGCACAUGUCCAACCGGAAGCUGGAGGAGUACGAGCGGCGCCUCCUCACCCAGGAGGAGCAGACCAGCAAGAUCCUCCAGCAGUACCAGCAGCGCCUGGAGCAGAGUGAAAAGCGUCUCCGCCAGCAGCAGGUGGAGAAGGACUCCCAGAUCAAGAGCAUCAUUGGCAGGUUGAUGCUGGUGGAGGAGGAACUGCGCAGGGAUCACUCGGCCGCCCUCGACGCCUCCGAAACACGGAAGCGGCUGCUCGACGCUCAGGAGAGGCAGUUUCCCGCCGUGGGUGCAGCAAACCCGCGUCUGAGCGCCGCUAUGGGGCCCCCCUGGAACGGGAUCCUCCCCGGGCCACCGCCUCCGCCCCCGCGACUCCAGAUCACGGAAAAUGGAGAGUUUCGCAACACCGCGUCUGAGCACUAGCGACCGCCCCCCCCGCCCCGGACCCCCGCCCAGCCCAGGCGCAUGGUGCAGGCAGCAGCGGCGGUGGGGGGCUGUGGUGGGGGGCAAGGGGUGGGGUGCCGGUCCAGACCCGCCGCCGCCGCCACACACAGGGGCCUCCCUCUGGGGGUCCCGGAUGCAACUUCAGGGUGUUUUAUAGCAGGACACAGACGACAAUCUAAACCCCUCCUCACCUCCAUCCGCCAUCCGGAGUCCUUUCCCUACCCCCCAAAAGGAGAAGGGAGGGGUCCCCCCUUCCCCCUGCCUCCUUCCUUCCCCCCAUAUUUCUCAGGAGUGGCCUCCCAUCCCAUGCCCCCAGCCUUUAUUGAGGCAGCAGCAGCAGCAGCAGUGGGGUGUGGGGAAAGGGGAGGUAGGGGCUGCUCCCCACUUUUGCCCCCUGCCCCACUCUGCCACAACCCUUUUUGAUGCUGGGGAAGAGCAGCUUUGCCUUGUGGGGGGCAGGUUGGCCCUGAUUUCCUUGAGAGGCAUGACC